AAUCUCACACACCUAACAGAGCUCCUUCUUGAUGGUGUUAAUAUAUCAGCACACGGCAAUGACUGGUGCAAGGCCUUAUCAUCUUCACUGCCUAAUAUAAAAGUGCUGAGCAUGUCCAACUGCUAUCUCUCAGGCCCUCUUGAUGCUUCCCUUGCAAAGCUUCAGUCUCUUUCAAUAAUUCGUUUGAGCGGUAAUAAUUUGUCUGCUCCAGUUCCAGAAUUCCUUGCAAAUUACUCGAAAUUGACUGCCUUGCAGCUCAGCUCUUGCCAGUUGAACGGUAUAUUUCCACAAGCUAUAUUCCAGUUACCAACACUAGAGAUCCUUGACUUGUCAUACAACAAAUUCCUUCAAGGUUCUUUUCCGGAGUUCCAUCAGAAUCUCUCUCUUCGGACCCUACUGCUCAGUAACACAAAUUUUUCGGGAACAUUACCACAGUCCAUUGGUGGACUCCAGAAAUUAUCCAGAAUAGAGCUAGCGGGUAACAAUUUCACUGGACCAAUUCCAAAUUCAAUGGCUAAUCUCACCCAGCUGUUUUAUCUGGACUUGUCAUCCAACAAGUUCACAGGCACACUCCCAUCAUUCCGCAAGUCCAAGAAUCUCACCUAUGUGGAUGUCUCUCACAAUCAACUAAAAGGUGAGAUUCCAUCCGGUCACUGGGAAGGCCUUCGAAGCCUCACCUAUGUUGAUUUAGGUUACAACGCAUUCAACGGGAGCAUCCCCUCAUCGUUGCUUGCAAUCCCGUCGCUGCAGAAGCUACAGCUUUCCAACAACAGAUUUGGGGGACAGAUUCCUGUGUUUCCAAACGUGUCUUCCUCUCUUUUGGAUACCCUGGAUUUGAGCAGCAACAAAUUACAAGGUUCUAUUCCCAGUUCUGUCUUUGGUCUUGCAAAACUCAAUGUCCUUGAACUUUCAUCCAAUAAGCUCAAUGGCACGUUGCAAUUACAUUGGAUUCAGACACUUCCCAAUCUCACCACUCUUGGCCUCUCGUACAACAACUUGACAGUUAAUGCAAGUGGUGGCAAUUCCAACAUGCCUUCCCUUCCCCAAAUCAAGAAACUAAGAUUGGCUUCUUGCGACCUGGGCAUGUUUCCAGAUCUAAGGAACCAAUCAAAACUCUUCCAUUUAGACCUUUCAGACAACCAAAUUACUGGGCCGGUACCUGGUUGGAUUUCAGAACUUAGUCUUCUUCAAUAUCUGAAUCUUUCACGCAAUCUUCUGGUUGAUCUAGAAGGACCUUUGUCUCUUCCUGGUCUCAACAUCUUAGACCUGCAUCAUAACCAGCUCCGAGGUAGCAUUCCAGUUCCUGCAUUAUUUAUUGCCUAUGUGGAUUACUCAAGCAAUAAUUUUUCUUCCUUCAUCCCCCCUAACAUCGGUAAUUACUUCAACUUCACUUUUUUCUUCUCCCUUUCAAAUAAUCACCUUAGGGGAGCAAUACCGCAAUCGAUAUGCAGUACCGAAGAGCUACUAGUUCUUGACUUGUCUAACAACAGUUUGAGCGGAGCAAUACCAUCCUGUUUAAUUGAAAAGAUUAAGACUCUUCGUGUUCUAAAUUUAAGGAGAAACAACUUCGAUGACAUUAUUCCUGAUAAAUUUCCAAGAAGCUGUGAAUUGAAGACUCUGGAUCUGAGUGGAAACAACUUGCAAGGGCAGGUUCCAAAAUCUCUGGCAAAUUGCACUAUGUUAGAGGUCUUAGACCUCGGAAGGCUUCAGAUCGUGGACCUAGCUUUCAACCAUUUCAGAGGAAACCUACCAAAUAUUUGCUUGAAAACGUGGGAAGGAAUGAUGGAAGGUGGAAACAAAAGCCUUGAGCACAUAAGAUAUGAUCCCCUGAAGCUGACGAAUGGACUGUAUUAUCAAGAUUCAGUAACAGUCACACUCAAGGGUCUCGAGCUGGAGCUGGUGAAGAUAUUAACUGUCUUUACCUCUGCUGACUUUUCAAGCAACAACUUUGAAGGGCCAAUACCAGAUGCCAUAGGACAGUUCAAUGCCCUCUAUGCUCUCAACUUGUCACAUAAUGUACUCACAGGCCAAAUUCCAUCAUCUUUAGGCAACCUGUCACAGCUCGAGUCCUUAGACCUCUCAUCUAACCAAUUGUCUGGACAAAUCCCACAACAGCUUGCAAGCCUGUCAUUCCUUUCAGUCCUGAAUCUCUCAUAUAACAGGUUAGUGGGACAGAUCCCAGAAGGUACUCAAAUACAGACGUUCUCACCCGAUUCCUUUGAAGGUAACCAAGGAUUAUGCGGGCCUCCAUUAAUUUUAGCAUGCUCCCAUCCAUUCAUUUCAGCAUGCUACAAUACCAGUGGAUCAAAUUCUGGUAUAGAGAUUGACUGGAACUUCUUAAGUGUUGAAUUCGGAUAUAUUUUCGGGCUGGGGAUUGUUAUUCUACCUCUUAUGUUCUGCAAGAGAUGGAGAACGUGGUACUACACGCAUGUUAAUCGUGUAAUUUUCAGAAUCUUCCCUCAACUAGAUAAAAGAAGCAAGAGUCUUGGCAGAAGAGCUCAAAGAAACAGAAGAAGGCAGUAACAUUGGUGAAGAAGAUCAAUGCGCGUGGUGAGAGCAUUUGCAAUUAAUAUUUCCCAUGGCUUCUAUUUUAUAUCCUGCUAUAUGUUUUGUUCUGUUUUCAGUUUGUUGACAUUUGCAAUAAGAAGUUUAGUUACUACUUUAGUUUUUAUUCUCUUUGUCCACCAAUUGUAGGUCCUCAAUCAUUCGUCCAAGGGACCUCGCAGUUAUUGGAUAAAUGCGACAGUUUCUUUUGUUUGCUU
Molecule: messenger RNA, 2762 nt
Organism: Populus euphratica (Euphrates poplar)
Lineage: Eukaryota; Viridiplantae; Streptophyta; Magnoliopsida; Malpighiales; Salicaceae
Product: LRR receptor-like serine/threonine-protein kinase GSO1
Exons: 2
Molecular function (GO): protein binding
Source: RefSeq, a predicted model, not a curated record